GCACGUCCUGUUGUCGUUGGCUGCGUUGGGAUGGCUUCCUCUGCUGUCUCUGCUACCAGUUCUUAGUGCUAAGUCUUCGCCUGACGCGCCGAGGGUAGCGGGUCUUUCUCCUUUGUCCCUUUCGCUUGCGAGUCGUCCUCAAGGACGCGGCUUUCCUGCAGUCGGCAGAAUGGGCAGGGAGUCGCGAACGAAGCUGCCUGGGACUCGAAGCCAUUAUCGGAAACGAUCAGCAUCCCGGGGACGUUCUGGAAGUAGAUCUAGAAGUCGCUCACCUUCAGAUAAAAGAAGUAAACGUGGAGAUGACAGACGAUCUAGAAGCAGAGAUAGAGAUAGAAGGAGAGAGAGGUCUCGGAGCAGAGAUAAAAGAAGAUCUCGGUCAAGGGACAGAAAGCGUCUAAGGCGUUCCAGAAGUAGAGAGAGAGACAGAAGCCGAGAGCGAAGAAGAUCUCGCAGCCGAGACAGGAGACGCUCAAGGAGUAGAAGCCGGGGCCGGCGAUCCCGAUCUUCCAGUCCUGGCAAUAAAAGCAAGAAAGCUGAGAAUAGGUCUAGGUCCAAAGAGAAAACAGAAAGUGGGGAAAGUUCUAAAGAGAAGAAAAAAGACAAAGAUGAUAAGGAAGAUGAAAAAGAAAAAGAUGCUGGCAACUUUGACCAGAAUAAACUGGAGGAAGAAAUGAGAAAGCGAAAGGAAAGAGUUGAAAAAUGGCGAGAAGAGCAGCGUAAAAAGGCCAUGGAAAACAUAGGGGAACUGAAAAAAGAAAUUGAAGAGAUGAAACAAGGGAAAAAAUGGAGUUUAGAAGAUGAUGAUGAUGAUGAGGAUGAUCCUGCAGAAGCUGAAAAGGAAGGAAAUGAAAUGGAGGGUGAGGAAUUAGAUCCAUUAGAUGCGUACAUGGAAGAAGUGAAAGAAGAAGUGAAAAAGUUUAAUAUGAGAAGUGUAAAAGGUGGAGGGGGAAAUGAAAAGAAGUCUGGGCCAACAGUCACAAAAGUUGUCACUGUCGUGACAACCAAAAAGGCAGUUGUAGAUUCUGAUAAGAAGAAAGGUGAGCUGAUGGAGAAUGACCAGGAUGCCAUGGAGUAUUCUUCAGAGGAGGAAGAAGUUGAUCUUCAGACAGCUCUUACAGGCUAUCAGACCAAACAGAGAAAACUUUUGGAACCAGUUGAUCAUGGAAAAAUUGAAUAUGAGCCAUUCAGAAAAAACUUUUACGUUGAAGUCCCAGAACUAGCAAAAAUGUCUCAAGAGGAGGUGAAUGUAUUUCGAUUGGAAAUGGAGGGUAUCACAGUCAAAGGAAAAGGUUGCCCCAAACCAAUUAAGUCUUGGGUCCAGUGUGGAAUUUCCAUGAAGAUCUUAAAUUCUCUCAAAAAGCAUGGGUAUGAAAAGCCCACACCAAUCCAAACGCAAGCAAUUCCUGCUAUAAUGUCUGGACGAGAUUUGAUUGGCAUUGCCAAAACAGGAAGUGGAAAGACCAUUGCUUUUCUGUUGCCCAUGUUUAGACACAUUAUGGAUCAGAGGUCAUUAGAAGAAGGAGAAGGGCCAAUAGCUGUCAUCAUGACUCCAACUCGAGAACUGGCUUUACAAAUUACUAAAGAAUGUAAGAAGUUUUCGAAGACUUUGGGACUUAGAGUGGUCUGUGUUUAUGGAGGAACAGGAAUCAGUGAGCAGAUUGCUGAGCUGAAAAGAGGUGCUGAAAUUAUUGUUUGCACACCUGGUCGAAUGAUUGACAUGUUAGCAGCUAACAGUGGUCGGGUCACAAAUCUUCGAAGAGUGACAUACGUUGUUUUGGAUGAAGCAGAUAGAAUGUUUGACAUGGGUUUUGAACCACAGGUCAUGCGCAUUGUGGAUAAUGUCCGUCCUGAUCGACAGACGGUUAUGUUUUCAGCUACUUUCCCCAGAGCUAUGGAAGCUUUGGCUCGUAGAAUCUUGAGUAAACCCAUUGAAGUACAGGUUGGAGGCAGGAGUGUGGUUUGCUCAGAUGUGGAGCAACAAGUGAUUGUGAUUGAAGAAGAAAAGAAAUUCUUGAAGUUACUUGAGCUUCUAGGCCAUUAUCAAGAAUCAGGAUCUGUCAUUAUAUUUGUGGAUAAGCAGGAACAUGCUGAUGGUCUAUUAAAGGAUUUAAUGAGAGCAUCUUACCCUUGCAUGUCUCUUCAUGGAGGUAUUGAUCAAUAUGACAGAGACAGUAUUAUAAAUGACUUUAAGAAUGGGACCUGCAAACUUCUUGUGGCCACCUCUGUUGCUGCCCGAGGUCUAGAUGUGAAACAUUUGAUUCUUGUAGUAAAUUACAGCUGCCCCAAUCAUUAUGAGGAUUAUGUGCACAGAGCAGGACGGACUGGAAGAGCAGGCAAUAAAGGAUAUGCCUAUACUUUUAUCACAGAAGAUCAAGCUCGCUAUGCUGGUGACAUAAUUAAAGCUCUUGAAUUGUCAGGGACUGCAGUGCCUCCUGAUCUAGAGAAACUUUGGAGUGAUUUCAAAGAUCAACAGAAAGCUGAAGGAAAAAUAAUUAAAAAGAGUAGUGGGUUCUCUGGUAAGGGAUUCAAAUUUGAUGAAACCGAACAAGCUUUGGCUAACGAGAGGAAGAAAUUACAAAAAGCAGCUCUUGGUCUGCAAGAUUCAGAUGAUGAGGAUGCUGCAGUUGAUAUUGAUGAACAAAUUGAAAGCAUGUUUAAUUCAAAGAAGAGAGUAAAGGAUAUGGCUGCUCCUGGAACAUCUAGUGUUCCUGCUCCGACUGCAGGAAAUGCUGAGAAAUUAGAAAUUGCUAAGAGAUUGGCUCUUAGAAUCAAUGCUCAGAAGAAUUUGGGCAUCGAGUCUCAGGUAGAUGUGAUGCAACAAGCCACCAAUGCAAUCCUCAGAGGUGGCACCAUUCUGGCUCCCACUGUGUCUGCAAAAACCAUUGCAGAGCAACUUGCUGAAAAGAUCAAUGCCAAGCUCAAUUAUGUGCCUUUAGAAAAACAAGAAGAGGAGAGACAGGAUGGUGGACAGAAUGAGUCUUUUAAGAGAUAUGAGGAAGAAUUGGAGAUCAAUGACUUCCCACAGACGGCUAGGUGGAAAGUUACCUCAAAGGAAGCUCUACAGAGAAUUAGUGAAUAUUCUGAAGCUGCAAUUACAAUAAGAGGAACAUACUUCCCUCCUGGCAAAGAACCCAAGGAAGGAGAGCGGAAAAUUUACUUGGCCAUCGAAAGUGCUAAUGAACUGGCUGUGCAGAAAGCAAAGGCAGAAAUCACCAGGCUCAUAAAGGAAGAGCUAAUCCGACUGCAAAAUUCAUACCAACCAACAAAUAAAGGAAGAUACAAAGUCUUAUAAACAUUUAGAAAACGCUUUUUACCUGUGCUGGUCUGUGGUAUAUGUGGCAAUUGUCUGAAGUUUACAAUGUAUUGUAAAUUAAGAUUUUUAAAAUUCUGUCUUGCUGAUUUUUUAAAUAUAAUAAACCAGUAUUUGCUAAAGAAAUCUUCUGUCAGUAAGUACCCCACAAUUAUUCAAACUACAUUUAAGCAGGUCUGUUUUCAGAGUAUGGUGUCUUUAAUGUAAAACUUAGAUGUCAAUAUUUUAAAUAUCUGGAUAAUAUUCCAGAGGUUUGAAAAAAUGGAAAUAUUGGGACUUUUUGUUGAAGGUAUUAAAGCAUACAAGUCACUAAGGGGCCACUCACCCUCUUUCAAUGAAAUUGUGAUUAUCUCCUGAGAAAAGGUAAAAUCCUUUGUCAGCCCCUGCCCCCUUGAGUUUAAAUCUUACUUGACUCACUGGAACAAAUGAACUGGAUUUAAAAAUGUUAAAAUAGAGAUUUUACACAAUUGGUUCAGAGUUUUUUGUUUUAAUUUUUAUCAUUAUAAAUUGGCAACAGUUGGACUACUUGUAGUUUUUGUAAAUUAAAGAUUUGAAGUACAAGAAUUUUUUGCAUUUCUUUUCAGUGCAAAGAGUUUUAGUAUUUACUCCUUUUAGGUUUAGUAUUUACUCCUUUUAGGAAACCUCUGGCUCUAUGCCUAGGUACUAAAUCUUUUUCAUCUUCAAAAGAAAGUGAUUGUAGUCUAUAAAUAUUCAAUAUGAUUCAUUUACCCACUGAAAUUGUUUGUUUAGACAUCCGUACAUAUGAUAUGUACAAAUGCCCUACUACUUUUAAUCUGAUUUUCCUUCAGGAUAAUUGAGUAGGUGUUGAAUUUUUUUUUUUUCUUUAGGAAUGUUAAAAUAUACCAGUACCAACUUUUAGAUAGAAUUUUGCAUUUCUUGGUGAAAUUUAGUGCAUAAGGAAUCAAAAAUUAUAUUUUUGAGCCCUCAAGAUUGAAUUCCUAAAUAUUUUAAUUUAAAUGACUAUAAUUGGGUCAUCUACUAUUCUUUUCAAGAUUCCUGGUAUAUUAGAAUUUCAUAUUGUAGCUUCUUGAAAACAAUUUUUUUCAGGAAGUAUAUAGGUACAUUUCUUAAAUUAUGAGACAGAAAAGUUCUUUAUUCUUGAUUUACAGUUUUGAAAAAAAAUCAAAGCCUACUAUAGUUAAAACAUUUUAAUAUUACCUUCAGUGGCUUAAAUGACAGGGAGUUGCAAUCAUUACUCCUUCAAUAUAAAAUUAUCUGUACUAAGAAGUAAGAUAUAAUUGGGAAAUAUUCUGGGGACCCUCACACAUCUACUUAUUCUAUUGAAGAAGAAAACAGACAAAACCCAUGUAACAACAGAACCAAAUAAACCAUUUACUCUAAAAUUCCAGGCAUCAUGGGCUCCUUUUUUCCCCCCUUGAUAGUUUAUUUAUUUACUUAUCUUCAUCACCAGUGGUAGUUUAUUUUGUCUGAUAAAAUGUGUCACAGUCCCACAUUGGUGACAAUUGGUGCUCCCUCCAACCUACUGGAUCACUUUGAGAUUCAGAGAUUUACAUUAUUUUAGCAUUUCCUUUAUGUUUGUAUGUCUAGUUGUAAUGUGCCACUGAUAGUAUCUUGCUCUAAAAUGAAACACUUCUGUUAGUACAUUUUUUUAGUGUCAAGCUGACUGAUUUUUAAAAUUUGAAUGAUGUACAGACUUUAUUUGUUUUUUAAUGCAACAUCAAUAUUUGCUCAUGUUUUCUUAAAUCCUUAUAAAAAUAAAGUCAAUUCAAUCUA
Messenger RNA from Marmota monax (woodchuck), 5065 nucleotides. It is a transcript of the gene Ddx46, whose product is annotated as DEAD-box helicase 46. Bases 170 to 3292 code for a protein of 1040 amino acids. Gene Ontology annotation, cellular component: nucleus. Gene Ontology annotation, biological process: mRNA splicing, via spliceosome. Gene Ontology annotation, molecular function: ATP binding; RNA helicase activity; RNA binding. Lineage: Eukaryota; Metazoa; Chordata; Mammalia; Rodentia; Sciuridae. The transcript is spliced from 24 exons. The record is from RefSeq and is a predicted model, not a curated record.